AUGAUUAGAUAUUUACGAUAUCUCAAGAAUAAAAUAAUGGAUAAACCAAAACAGUUACCAAUAAUAAGUAUAGUAGGAACAACGGGAGUUGGUAAAUCUCAAUUUUCAAUAGAUUUAGCAAAAGCCAUAAAUGGAGAAAUUAUAAAUGCGGAUUCAAUGCAAGUAUAUAAAUCAUUACCUCAAAUCACGAAUAAACAUCCAAUUGAAGAACGAGAAGGUGUUCCCCAUCACGUAAUGGAUCACGUUAAAUGGGAUGAGAAUUAUUAUAUCCAUAGAUUUGAAAUGGAGGCAAAAAAAGCAAUUGAGGAUAUUCAUUCAAGAAAUAAAAUUCCAAUAAUUAUUGGAGGUACUCAUUAUUAUCUCAACACUUUAAUAUUUGAUAAUAAAACAAUUGGAGAAAAGAAGGAAGAGAGAGAAUUGACAAGGGAGGAAUUGGAGGUGUUAGAUGGCCCAGUAGAGAAUUUAUUUCAAGUUUUAUCAUCAAUUGAUCCACUAAUAGCAUCUAAAUUUCAUCCACAAGAUCAAAGAAAACUAAGAAGGGCAUUAGAGAUAUAUUACACUACUGGAGAAAAACCAAGCUUUCUAUAUCAGGAGCAAAAAUUGGAUGAAUUGGAGAAAAGUUCCUUGAAAUAUAAUACAUUGAUUUAUUGGAUUUAUUGUGAAUCAGAUAUUUUAAAACCUAGAUUGGAUAAACGAGUAGAUAAAAUGUUUGAAAGCGGAGCAUUGGAAGAAAUUAAAGAAUUAUAUACUCAUUAUACUGGACAAGAUUGUACUCAUGGAAUAUUUCAAGUAAUUGGAUUUAAAGAAUUUCUACCAUGGUUGGAGAAACAAGAUCAUGAGAAAUUGUUUCUUGACUGUGUGGAUAGAAUGAAAAUAAGGACUCGUCAAUAUGCCAAAUAUCAAAAUAAAUGGAUUAGAAAAUUACUCAUACCUGAAUUGAAAAAAGAAGAACGAUUUAAUUGGAUAAAUGGUGGAAAAAUAUACUUGUUAAAUGCCUCUAAUUUAGACAAUUGGAAUGAGAAUGUAAAAGAUAGAGGUAUUGAAAUUGCUGAAAAAUUUUUAAAAAGAGAAGAAAUUGACACUGAACAAUCACCAUCUCCUGAAUUAUCAUAUUUAAUUAAUGAAUCAGAGACAAAUAAUCGUGCUGUUGAUUCUCAUUUGAAUUGGAAGCAUUAUACUUGUGACAUUUGCAAAGAUAAGUCGAAUAAUAGUUUUGUUGCUGUUGGUGAAGAAAAUUGGAUUUUACAUCAACAGUCAAAAAGACAUAAAAGAAACGUCAAUUAUGAGAAAAUAACAGAAGAAAGAGAGAUGUAUAAGAAGUUGAAACAGGAAAAGAGACAGAAACUAGAAGAAACUAAGGAUGAGAAUCAGCAAAAAAACGUAGAAGAGAAACCACAAAAUGCAGGUGAGACUGAUAAACAAGAAGAAUUAAAGAGUUGA
Molecule: messenger RNA, 1440 nt
Organism: Insectozyma verbasci
Lineage: Eukaryota; Fungi; Ascomycota; Pichiomycetes; Serinales; Debaryomycetaceae
Source: the annotation of a GenBank genome assembly